This is a messenger RNA of Chelonia mydas (Green sea turtle), 3718 nucleotides long. RefSeq names its product surfactant protein A1 (gene SFTPA1). NCBI's taxonomy places the organism in Eukaryota, Metazoa, Chordata, Testudines, Cheloniidae. Gene Ontology annotation, cellular component: multivesicular body; rough endoplasmic reticulum. The record is from RefSeq and is a predicted model, not a curated record. The transcript is spliced from 5 exons. The coding region runs from base 360 to 1106 and encodes 248 amino acids.
UAACCAGAGGGCCAUGGGCAGCGGCAUGGACUGGCCGCCUGAGGGUCUGGGUGGGAUUGUACUUGGAUAGGCAUCCUGUGCCAUUGCAGCUGCACAGCUAUCUUUAGCAAACUAGCUCGAUGGAAGCUAGCUCAGGUCUGCCUUCACAUGCUGCAAUCGUGCCUCGAAAUUGCUGUGUAAACAUCCCCUUAGAGUUGAAUAAUUGCUUUUUCAUCUUAACAUCCAAAGGAUCAGGAACCUGGAACUGCAUCAAGAUCCACUAGUUUGGAGUCAGUAGGACUCCAAAUGGAUGCAGAAGUCUAACACAUUAUAUGAGAGUCACCCAAUCAAGGACACAGUCACCCAAGCUGGCCUGAACAAUGCUGUCACUCCAGUCACUUCUCAUACUUGCAACAGCAGCUGUUUUUUUGGUGACAUGUCAUGCUGAGGAGAAGUGUGCAGGAGCUCCUGGAAUUCCUGGUACCCCAGGAGUCAAUGGAUUGCCUGGAAGAGAUGGAAGAGAUGGUAUGAAAGGAGAUCCAGGCCCACCAGGUCCUCAGGGGCCACCGAGUGGCAUGGUAGGUCUUCCCGGAAGAGAUGGGCUUCCUGGGGUUCAAGGGCCCCAGGGUGAAAAAGGCAACAAGGGGGAGAGAGGGGAGCCUGGACCACAAGGCCUGCCUGCUUCUGUUGACCCUGAAUUGCAAGAAAGCCUCCAGUUUUUAAAACGUCGAAUUACCAGACUGGAAGGAGUCCUUACUUUGGAAGGAAAAAUAACAGAAGUGGGGGAAAAAAUUCUCGCUACCAAUGGGAAAGAAGUGAAUUUUGAAACCACAUUAAAAGCGUGUGAACAUGCUGGUGGCUCCAUCGCCAUCCCUAGGAACAAGGAGGAGAACGAUGCUAUUUGGGAUAUUGUGAAACAGUUUAACAGAUAUGCUUAUCUGGGCAUAAGGGAGAGUGAUGUUCCAGGUGAAUUCCAUGAUCUGGAUGGGAAACCUCUGAAUUAUACCAACUGGCGCGCAUAUGAGCCAAAUGGCAAAGGAGGGGAAAACUGCGUAGAGAUGUACACUGAUGGCGGCUGGAAUGACAAAAAAUGCAACCAGUACCGCCUCACUAUCUGUGAAUUUUAAAGCAUAUUCUUUCAGUUAUUUCAUAGGGCAGAGUCCAUGCAAUAUUCUGUGUCUCAAACAUAAACAGGAGCUUGUUCUCUCAGCAUUAUAGCUAAUGUCGUCUGUGAUUAUUUUAUCUGAGAGAAACAAAAUCAUGGUGUAAUAUUUUCCUUCCUCAUGCUUACUAAGGAAAUAGUAACUAUCGAAGGUGAUUGAUCUGUAACUAGAACUAUCCCUAAUUUGACAGGGGGUUAACGAUAGUAACCAAACUCUGCCUUUUCUCACUGUGGCUGAUUAAGCUCCAGGUAAGGAUUUCAGGGUUUGGCUUAAUGUGUUUGAGGAGUCCCAUGCUAAAAUAACUUUGUACAUUCCAUUGUAGUUACAUGCCUGGAUAAUGCAGCAUAUGCUAUGCAACAACCUUAGAGGAACAGGUCUCAAUCCUGGAAGGAAAUGCACACAGGUAUACUUCAGUGGAGAAAUACAUGGUGGAUCCACCUUUAUGCAUCUCUUUGCAGGACUGAGGCCAUACUGUGUAUUAAGAAACCCUGCAAUAAAAUUCAACUCAGUUAUUAUAAAGGGAGACCACAACAAAAGCCCUCGAAAUCAUAGAUCAUUUAGCUAUACUGCAAGCUGCCCAUUUUGUUUAUUGUGUCAAAUACCAUGUUCCCCUAUAGCACUAUAGAAAUAGUCAUUUACAGUAUUUUACAGUUCUGUCAAGACUCUUCCAUAUCAUACUAACCACUGACAAAUAAUAUCAUUCUGAUGUGUAAACUGAAUAGAUUUGAUACACCCACACAAACCACAUGCACAUCUGACCACCAUUAUCAGACCAGCAAAGGCAAGGUUUGAGAAGAGGGCUGCCAGCAGUGACAUAGGUCCUGAUCCAAAGCCCAGUGAAGUCAAUGAGUGUCUAGCCGUUGAUUUCAAAGAACUUUGGCUCACAUCACCACCACCACUACUACUACUUGGCAUUCAGCUUGAGUAACUGGACUGGGCAUUGAGAAUCCUCAUAAGCAGAAGGGGGUAAGAAAUUUCUCAUACACUUCCCCACCCUGUGGAGCCAGCUUCCCAGGAGUGUCCUCAAACCAUUCUCUCACCAAUGCAGGGAGAAAAGGAGGUACCACAAGGUAUACAGAGCAACAGACUCUCUGGUCCUAUCUUCUCCUGUUCCCAAGAUCUUCCUAGAUGUUGCUACACAGGGAGCCUGCAUAGUGUUGGACUCUACUCCAUGCCAGGGAGUGAUCUUUUUCCUAUCCUACACUGUAGGGACUCCUCUGUAUGGCCAAUUCAUACAGUGUGCUUCAGCAAAACUUUGAGUUCCAAUAUUAGGGAAUGGGCUAGUUUUUUGGGAGUAAAGGAGGGGUCUCUUGUACAGGCCCAUACACAGCAAAGGUCUCCAGCCAGUCUAAGAAUGUGCAACAUGACUGCUACUUCAAAACUGGCAUAGAAUAGCAACUCUUGAUAUAAUGUCCACUAUGUGGGCUUCAAAAUGUUGACUCUUCACUUGCAAAAUAACCUCUUUAAAGUCCUAUUGUUGUCUUGGCCAAAAAUAUGCCUGCUAGAAUGGCAUAGAUUCUGUGAAGAAGAAAGAUUUAUUAUUCUACAGACAAAACUCUCUUGGCUUUAUCUACCUUUGAUUAUCACAGUGUAGCCACUUAGUUCAUUUUAUCUUUUUAUUACACAGCUGGAAGGACUUUCCUUUCAUAUAUAACGAUUGCUGGAUAACACCCGUCCUUGUGAUAAAUAGGUUUAAGAGGGGUUAUACUUCCAAAAUCAAAUACAGACCUGGAAACAGCAGGAAAUCUGCCCCUUUUGAAGGACUUCAGCAUAGUAUCAAAACCAAAGUCUGAUGCUGAGGCUGCCGUGGUUGACUUAACAUAGGGUUCAGCCCGAGUACCUGCAUCUCCCCAGUGACCGCUUUUCUUUGAUGUGGAUGCAUGGGAUACCAGGCAGCAGGACCUGUCUGCUCUCUAGAGUUUCUCUCAUUUUCUCCUGUUGUUUUACAGCAUCUGGAUGAGUGGGUUCUCUUCUCUUAGAAGCCAUGAAAGGAGCAAUGUUUUGUGGUGCUGAAAAACACCUAGGGAGACAGUGUGGUUCAUUAGACUGGACUGGGACUUGAGAGCUUGGGUGAAAUUUUGGUGCCCCUGAAGUCAAUACCAAAACCCUGGUUCUGUUUCUUGUUCUGCUGCUGACAUGCUGUGUGACCUUGGGUGAGUUGUUUCCCUUCUCUGGGUCUGUUUCUCCUCCCAAUCUUUGCCUUUCCUGUCUGUUUGGAGUGAAAGUUAUUGGGCACAAGGGUUGUCUCUUAAUAUUUGUAUGCACUGUGCCUCUAGGUACUACUGUAAUACAAAAAUAGUAAUAAGAAAAAAUGAAGGACACUCUAGAUCUCAGAGGCCCUGCUGUCUAUAUCUGAGAUGGACAAGGUUUCUUGUACCGUUCCUUUUUGAACCUCCCCAAAUGUGCAGUUUCUUGACUCCUCGAAUGCACCAAAACCAAUUUAGAUAAACACCUGAAGUUCGAGGCCUUUCCUAAAUCUUUUUCAGGUUCAACCAUCGUUAAUAAGAUUAUUACAUUCUCCUAACCAUUGCAGGAGUGGUUAUGUGAACUGAUGGAUUAAAGUUCAUGAAAACUGA